ACAGUCAGCCCCUGGGCAGCGAGUUCUCACCGGAGGGACCUGCAACCGCCCACUCCACCGUCGCCUGCAGCGGCGGGAGCGCACGGCCCCGCCGAACCGCCCGCUGCUUCCCGGUCCCCGGGGAUCCUCGCCUAGGAGAGAGGCGCGGCAGCGGGCACGGGGUGUUACGGAGUUGGGUGCAAGAUUCGCCUUUUCGGCUCGCCUCUUCUCCUCCCGGGAUUUAUUGUCUGUGGAGCCUUCUGGGGUGGGGAGGGAGCUGCGCCUCCGCCACCGCCGCUGCCGCCUCUGCUGCUGCGGUCGCUUGCGCGGCGCGCAAGGCAGGCGGAAGCUGGGGAGUGGAUGCGCUCCUGCCUCCCCCGCCAGCGCUUCGGGCUUCCCCUCGGCCGCUUCCCGCGGAAACCUCUCCAGCUGUCCACCUGAAGGGCACCAGCAUCAUGGUCUAACGUGGCAGCUGCCUGGAAUCCCCUCUUUCUCCUUCUCUUCUCCUGCUUCACCCCUCCUCUCCUCCGAGGACCUCGUGCCCACUCCACUGCGGACCCCCGGACACUUUAAGGAAUAACCCUCGGCAGCUGCACGAUUCACUUUCUCCGGAACCUCAUGGGCAGUUUCUCCCGCCGGCGAUGAUGGAGAACUUAAUACGGGGAAGGAAUCCCCCACAAUAUCAGAGAAGUCCUUGUAAAGAAGUUCGUGCAGCACUUCGGAAGAGGCCUGAAGAGGAGUUGCAGUGCCUGGAGAUGACCACCAAGCGGAAAAUCAUUGGCCGUCUGGUGCCAUGCCGAUGUUUCCGAGGUGAAGAAGAAAUCAUCUCAGUUUUGGAUUACUCCCACUGCAGCCUUCAGCAGGUGCCAAAGGAGGUUUUUAACUUUGAACGGACAUUGGAGGAGCUUUACCUAGAUGCCAAUCAAAUUGAAGAGCUACCAAAGCAAUUGUUCAACUGUCAAGCUCUAAAAAAGCUAAGUAUUCCUGACAACGACCUUUCAAAUCUGCCAACCACUAUCGCUAGUUUAGUAAACCUUAAAGAACUCGACAUCAGUAAAAAUGGUGUACAAGAAUUUCCAGAAAACAUAAAGUGCUGUAAGUGUUUAACAAUUAUUGAAGCCAGUGUCAAUCCCAUUUCUAAACUCCCUGAUGGUUUCACGCAGCUUCUGAAUCUGACCCAGCUCUACCUGAAUGAUGCCUUUCUUGAAUUUCUUCCAGCCAAUUUUGGAAGACUUGCCAAAUUGCGGAUAUUGGAGUUAAGAGAAAAUCACUUGAAAACUCUACCAAAGUCAAUGCACAAACUGGCCCAGUUGGAAAGACUUGAUCUAGGCAAUAAUGAAUUCAGUGAGCUGCCUGAAGUUCUGGAUCAAAUACAAAAUUUAAGGGAGUUGUGGAUGGAUAAUAAUGCAUUGCAAGUGCUGCCUGGGUCUAUAGGGAAGUUAAAGAUGUUGGUAUACCUGGAUAUGUCAAAAAACAGAAUAGAAACCGUUGACAUGGACAUUUCUGGAUGUGAAGCCCUGGAGGACCUCUUACUGUCAUCCAAUAUGUUACAACAGUUGCCUGACUCUAUAGGAUUGUUGAAAAAACUAACUACUCUAAAAGUAGAUGACAAUCAACUUACGAUGCUACCCAAUACAAUCGGAAAUUUAUCUUUAUUAGAAGAAUUUGACUGUAGCUGUAAUGAACUGGAGUCUCUACCUUCUACUAUUGGCUACCUUCACAGUCUUCGAACAUUAGCAGUCGAUGAGAACUUCCUUCCAGAAUUGCCCAGAGAAAUUGGAAGCUGUAAGAAUGUAACGGUCAUGUCUCUACGCUCCAAUAAACUGGAAUUUCUUCCUGAAGAGAUUGGACAGAUGCAGAAACUAAGAGUCUUAAAUCUGAGUGACAACAGAUUGAAGAAUUUACCAUUCUCAUUUACCAAACUGAAGGAGCUUGCAGCUUUGUGGCUUUCUGACAAUCAGUCCAAAGCCCUUAUCCCUUUACAAACUGAAGCCCAUCCAGAAACAAAGCAAAGAGUAUUGACUAACUACAUGUUUCCCCAGCAACCUCGUGGUGAUGAAGAUUUCCAGUCAGACAGUGACAGCUUUAACCCUACACUAUGGGAAGAACAGAGACAACAACGCAUGACUGUUGCCUUUGAAUUUGAAGAAAAAAAGGAAGAUGACGAAAAUGCUGGGAAAGUUAAGGAUCACUCCUGCCAAGCCCCCUGGGAAAGGGGCCAGCGUGGGAUUACUCUCCAACCUGCCAGACUGUCUGGCGAUUGCUGCACACCAUGGGCCAGGUGUGAUCAGCAGAUCCAAGAAAUGCCCGUCCCCCAGAAUGACCCACAGCUGGCAUGGGGUUGUAUAAGUGGCCUCCAGCAGGAAAGGAGCCUGUGUUCUCCAUUGCCAGUAGCAGCACAAUCCACCACUCUUCCCUCUCUAAGUGGCAGACAGGUUGAAAUAAACCUAAAACGAUAUCCAACUCCUUAUCCAGAGGAUUUAAAGAAUAUGGUAAAAUCUGUUCAAAAUCUGGUGGGUAAACCAAGCCAUGGAGUGCGUGUUGAGAAUGCAAAUCCAACUGCUAACACGGAGCAAACUGUGAAAGAAAAAUAUGAACACAAGUGGCCCGUAGCCCCAAAGGAGAUUACAGUGGAGGAUUCUUUUGUUCAUCCAGCUAAUGAAAUGAGGAUUGGGGAACUUCACCCUUCAUUAGCUGAGACCCCUCUGUACCCACCCAAACUUGUUCUGCUAGGGAAGGACAAAAAAGAAUCAACUGAUGAGUCUGAAGUUGACAAAACUCACUGUCUGAAUAACAGUGUUUCCUCAGGCACUUACUCAGACUACUCACCUUCCCAGGCUUCCUCAGGAUCCUCUAACACCCGGGUUAAAGUGGGGUCCUUGCAGACAACAGCUAAAGAUGCAGUACAUAAUUCUUUGUGGGGUAACAGGAUUGCACAAUCUUUCCCACAGCCUCUUGAUGCAAAGCCAUUACUCAGCCAGCGGGAGGCUGUCCCCCCAGGGAACCUACCACAGCGUCCUGACCGGCUGCCAAUGAGUGACGCAUUCACAGACAACUGGACGGAUGGCUCCCAUUAUGAUAACACGGGGUUCGUUGCCGAGGAGACCGCAGGCGAGAAUGCCAACAAUAAUCCCCUCCUGAGUUCGAAAGCUAGAAGCACAUCUUCUCAUGGACGCAGGCCUUUGAUUAGGCAGGAUAGGAUUGUUGGUGUUCCCCUGGAACUUGAGCAGUCUACACACAGACACACACCAGAAACAGAAGUGCCUCCUUCCAAUCCUUGGCAGAAUUGGACCAGAACCCCUAGUCCUUUUGAAGACAGGACUGCUUUCCCUUCCAAAUUAGAGACAACCCCUACCACCAGCCCAUUGCCUGAAAGGAAAGAACAUAUAAAGGAAUCUACUGAAAUACCUAGUCCUUUUUCUCCAGGAGUACCAUGGGAGUAUCACGAUUCUAAUCCCAACAGGAGUCUCAGUAAUGUCUUUUCUCAAAUCCACUGCCGCCCAGACUCUUCUAAAGGUGUUAUUUCGAUUAGCAAAAGCACAGAGAGACUUUCCCCACUAAUGAAAGAUAUCAAGUCCAAUAAAUUCAAAAAGUCACAGAGUAUCGAUGAGAUUGACAUUGGUACAUACAAGGUUUAUAACAUACCAUUAGAAAACUAUGCUACUGGGAGUGAUCACUUAGGAAGUCAUGAACGACCUGACAAAAUGUUGGGAUCAGAGCAUGGUAUGUCCAGUAUGUCUCGAAGCCAGUCAGUCCCAAUGCUGGAUGAUGAGAUGCUCGCCUACGGAAGCAGUAAAGGGUCUCAACAACAGAAAGCGUCCAUGACCAAAAAAGUCUAUCAGUUUGACCAAAGCUUCAAUCCCCAAGGGGCGGUGGAAGUUAAAGCGGAAAAGAGGAUACCGCCCCCUUUUCAACACAAUUCUGAGUACGUGCAACAACCCGGGAAAAACAUCGCCAAGGAUUUGGUUAGUCCUCGAGCUUACCGAGGAUACCCACCAGUGGAGCAAAUAUUUUCAUUUUCUCAGCCAUCUGUUAAUGAAGAUGCUGUGGUCAACGCCCAGUUUGCAAGUCAAGGCGCCAGGGCAGGCUUCUUGAGAAGAGCUGACUCCCUGGCGAGCUCUACAGAAAUGGCCAUGUUUAGAAGGGUCAGUGAACCUCACGAGCUAACUCCGAGUGAUAGGUAUGGCCGACCUCCGUAUAGGGGUGGUCUGGAUCGCCAAAGCAGCGUUUCAGUGACUGAGUCCCAGUUCCUGAAACGGAAUGGCAGGUAUGAAGAUGAACACCCUUCAUAUCAAGAAGUGAAAGCUCAGGCGGGAAGUUUUCCAGUUAAAAACCUUACCCAAAGGAGGCCAUUGUCUGCAAGAAGCUACAGUACAGAGAGUUACGGUGCCUCCCAAACCAGGCCAGUUUCAGCUAGGCCUACUAUGGCAGCUCUUUUGGAAAAAAUACCAUCUGACUAUAACUUGGGUAACUAUGGUGACAAGCCAUCAGAUAACAGUGAUAUAAAGACGAGGCCCACUCCUGUCAAGGGAGAGGAGAGCUGUGGUAAAAUGCCUGCAGACUGGAGACAACAGCUGCUUAGACAUAUAGAAGCUAGAAGGUUAGACAGGACCCCGUCCCAGCAAAGCAACAUUUUAGACAAUGGACAAGAAGAUGUAUCUCCUAGUGGCCAAUGGAAUCCUUAUCCUCUUGGGAGGCGGGAUGUACCUCCGGACACCAUUACUAAAAAGGCAGGCAGCCACAUCCAGACCUUGAUGGGCUCCCAAAGCCUUCAGCAUCGUAGUCGGGAGCAGCAGCCAUAUGAGGGAAACAUAAACAAAGUGACCAUCCAGCAAUUUCAGUCACCAUUGCCCAUUCAGAUCCCCUCUUCACAGGCCACUCGGGGACCUCAGCCUGGACGGUGCUUAAUUCAAACUAAAGGGCAAAGGAGUAUGGAUGGAUAUCCAGAGCAGUUUUGUGUGAGAAUAGAAAAGAAUCCUGGCCUUGGAUUUAGUAUCAGUGGUGGAAUUAGUGGACAAGGAAAUCCAUUUAAACCUUCUGACAAGGGUAUCUUUGUUACUAGGGUUCAACCUGAUGGACCAGCAUCCAACCUGCUACAGCCUGGUGAUAAAAUCCUUCAGGCCAAUGGACAUAGUUUUGUACAUAUGGAACAUGAAAAAGCUGUAUUACUACUGAAGAGUUUCCAGAAUACAGUAGACCUAGUUAUUCAACGUGAGCUUACUGUCUAAAUAUUUUUUAUAAAUAGUGAAGAUACGUCUAGCCAGACCUAAUGUUCAAAUAAAUUUAUACAUAGAAACAAAUUUUGCCAAUUGCUGGACCAAUGGCAAACAUUAGUGCCAAAUGUAUAAUAUUAUAAUGUUAGCACUGAUCAUCCUUAAAAAUGUUAACUAUAUAAAUAUGAUGUUCAUGUGGUUAUGUAUUAGUUUUAAUUGUCAGCCUCUGGCUGUGCAUUGGUGCAGUUUUGGUUUUGAUUUUGUUUUUUUUUAAUUGAAUAAGUUUCUUCUCAAAGUGGAUUUCAUAUAAUUUCGGAGCACGGAAGCACACACAAGCUCUUUAUGAAUUCUGCUCUCCAUCAGAAACACUGCCUCAAAAUUGUAUAUGCCUUUAUAUAGAAAAUACAAAUAUAAAGAAUUGUAAUUCCCAUAAAAUAUUUCUAGCACAAAGUAUAUGUUGGCAUAUAAACAAAAAGAAUAUAGAUUAAAAAAACAAUAUUUUCAUAAAUUAAACAUCUCGGAUUGAGAAAGAAAAUAUAUCUUAAAAUAAGACUUUACUAUAUUGAAUCUUUUUCAAUAAAAAUUACAAGAUAAUGCCUUAUGAAAGUAACUGUACAUAUGGUCUAAAGUGUUUAUAUUUGGUUCCAUAUUCAUUUGCUAAAUUCUCAUAACACAGAGUGAAAUAUUCCAUCAGUUAGCCAUUUACCUCUGGGACCUGAAUAAAAGAUAGAACAACCUAAUUUGUUCAAUGCCUUUAGCUAAUUACAAUACAGACAGAGUUAAGAAACAGACUAAAGGUCAUUGUAGAUAAAUCUUUUUCACCACAAAUGUAAGCAGUGAAUGAUGGGUGGCAGCAAGGUGUUGCUUUAUUUCCUUCAAGUUUAUGUUGAUUAUAUACUGUAGCCCUGUGAUUUCUUUACUUGUAAAUGUGGAAUUUAUUUGUGUGUUGCUUUAUCCAAUUUGCUACUUUUAAAUCAUUUUAAAUGAGUUUGGGGUAUUGAUAAAAUUUAUCAUUAAGAAAGACUAUUGUUAGAAAGUUAUGGGGGUGAUAAAAUAAACUUUGGUAUUUAAAUAUGAAACUUCAAAUAUAAUUUCUCAGAGCCAUGGUCUAUCUGUAUUACUAAUUUCCAUGCCCACCUUGGAGGGCAAAGUAGAGAAAAUAUCUUUUUUCCCCCCAAAGUUGCAAAGUACAUAUAAUCUUAAAUUUUGUCUCACUGAAGAGAAAGAUAAGAUAAUCAUUAAUAUAGAAUUAGUUAUUUUUACAUUGGAAAUGUUUUCCUUUACAAAUGGUCAA
Molecule: messenger RNA, 6486 nt
Organism: Dama dama (fallow deer)
Lineage: Eukaryota; Metazoa; Chordata; Mammalia; Artiodactyla; Cervidae
Gene: LRRC7
Product: leucine rich repeat containing 7
Exons: 26
Coding region: 621-5207 (1528 amino acids)
Biological process (GO): neurotransmitter receptor transport, endosome to postsynaptic membrane; neurotransmitter receptor transport postsynaptic membrane to endosome
Cellular component (GO): postsynaptic density; postsynaptic membrane; adherens junction
Molecular function (GO): protein binding
Source: RefSeq, a predicted model, not a curated record